Messenger RNA from Melanaphis sacchari, 3732 nucleotides. RefSeq names its product erythroid differentiation-related factor 1-like. NCBI's taxonomy places the organism in Eukaryota, Metazoa, Arthropoda, Insecta, Hemiptera, Aphididae. The record is from RefSeq and is a predicted model, not a curated record. The transcript has 18 exons. Gene Ontology annotation, biological process: positive regulation of DNA-templated transcription.
UUAACAAAACGAGUAUUUCACUGCUGUCUACUUCUAUAAUGAUAAAAUAAUAUUAAUUUAUUAAAAAUUAUAACAUUAAGUACUUACCUAUAUUGUAUAAUAUACACGCAGUGUUAUACUACUACGGCAUACAGUGCGAGGUCUUAAACCAUGUGGUGUUGCGUUUUUUGUCCGUCAUCUUCGUAUCUUGUCUGAUCGUAGUUUGGUGUAUUUAGGCAUUCGUUUAUCGCAUAAGCGUGGUUGUUAUAUUAUUAUUCCAGUGGUGUAAGACGAGACUACCAAAAAUCAGUCAUUAGUGGAUACAAACCAUUGCUCAACUAUUUACGUACAAAAUUGUAUGCUUAUCCAUUUAGAGUUCUAAACUUCGAUAAUUAUGGACAAUCAAAAUAACCAGCCCAGCACAUUAAAUGAUAAACGUGUUCAAUUGAAAUCAAAAGCUGUUGUUAGGAUUUCGACAGUUCAAACACCCAAUUUUAUUCGCCAUAAGGUUAAUACUAAUCUAAAUUUAAAACCACAAAAUCUUUAUAGCAUCGAUGCUGAAUCAUGUGGCGUGUGGUUGAAAUCUAGUGAUUUUCAUUGUUUUUCUAGUUUUAAAAUAGCUAAUUUAAUUCCUGAAUGCAUUGGCAAAGUGGAUAUUGUAUCAGAUGCUGAAAAUAUUAAAAAAUUGUGUAAGAUACCAUACAAUAACAAAUCUGUUAGCAUCAUGGUACAUAAAAUCGAUGAGACAUUUUUAUUAGAUGAAUUUGAUGUUGAGAAAUAUUUGAUACAAGAUACAUUUAAAAAAUGGGCCUGGUUAAAGAAAUUCUUUGACGACAAUAUUGUAAAAUCUUCUGAUAUUAAGGUGGAAUGUAUCACUUAUAAAAAUAACCAUUUUAGAAAAAUUCAAAAUAAAAAUUUAGAAUCAAAAUUUUUGCACCAUACCAUUGGAUCAGAUUUCCAUUGUAACCAAAUAAAAAGUUUUUGUAAUGAAAAUUCUUCAUUAGCUUUUCCUUUACAAGAACUUACACCAGAAGAAGUGUUUCCAGAUUGUCAAUUUAAAAGAUUAUUUAACCAAAAUGUUUCAUGGAAUUUUGAAGGCUUGCAAAUGUUAAUAGGUUCGGAUUUACCAAUUUUCAGAAGUAGCAAUAAUUCAUCUUUAAGCACAAGAUUGAGAGACAUGUCUAAAUCUUUAAGUAUGUUAACUGGGAUUGAUUAUUGGCUAGAUAAUUUAAUGUGUGAUAUUCCUGAAAUCGAAUUUUGCUAUCAUAAAAAUGGUAUUGUUCAAAAGUAUGAGUUGGUGAAAACUGACGAUAUACCAUAUUUGAAUGGCUCAACAUUUUCGCCAAAUGAUAUUAGUAAUAUUAUGCAAAAUACAUUUUCGUUUUUAAAAUCAAAUGCUAAUAGUGUUGGACAUACGUACUGGUUAUUUAAAGGAAAAAAUGACUAUGCAGUUAAACUUUAUGAUUUGACAACAUUAUGUUCCGGAUCAUUAAUUGAUAGCUCAAAUCCUUUUACAAUUCCAGUAGUUAUGUUGUUAUAUCGUGUUGCUUGUAAAUUAAAAUAUUACCCAAAAGAUGAAAAAUUGUGUAAUCCAAUUACCAUUCAACUUUUACUAAACAAUUGUCUACAAUUAUUAGAUAAAAUUAAAUAUCCUGAAAUUGUUAUGUCUAUCUAUUGUAUGUUGUCUGAUAUAUACAUUUCAAUUUAUAAUAAUCCAUCGACCACUUUAAUAGAUUUAGCUGAAGUAGAUAAGGAUAAUUACUUUGAUGAUUCUGCUAUUUCAUCAACUCAAUUUGAUUAUGGGAUCUAUUCUAUUGACAUACAAAAUUUAUGUUUAUCCAACAUGAAAGAAAUAAAAUCUCAAAAACCAAAGUAUUCCAUGUCGAAACAUUUAGUGAAAACUAUAGAAGAAUGUUAUUAUAAGGCAUUGUAUUAUGUUGGUAGCAGUUUGAGUUACUUACAAUAUUUCAAGAAUGAUAAAAAUAUUACGGUAUGUAACAAACAAUUGACUUAUAAACAAUUUUACAAUUUAUUUUGAAUUUUGAUAAAGGCGGAAAGAGCAUCAUUGUUCGAGAAUAAUAUUAAACUUAUGCAAUAUCUCGAAUCUGAAAUACUUGGAAAGAAUGAUGUUUCAAGUUGGCAUAAUUUACCCAAUGCUGAAGACUAUAAUUGGGAAAAUCACCUUAGGUUAAUUUUUUAUCAAAAGGCAUCUGAUGUAUAUUUUAAUUUAGGCAAAAAUUGUCUUGCAUCUAAAAAUUUUGGAAUAGCAUUAAAAUGUUUCCGCCGGUCACUUGAAUGUCAUUUAUGUGUUGCUAACACUGCUAACCAUUUAUUCGGGCCUAUAUUAAACCUGUGUGGCAAUUGUUGUUUGUUUAUUCUUAAACAUUGGGAUAAAUUAGAACAAUACAAAAGUGAGCUUGAAACCAAUGAAAUAUGUGAUUUUGAACUAAGAACAGCAUUGAUUAAUAAUUUUGAUCACACUAACCAAGAUUUAAAUUUAAUACCAACAACCAUCAAUAAUUUAAAAGAAAACAUGUUGAGCACAGCAGAAAAUUGUUACUCACGUGCUUUAAAAUUGGAAGAAGAUGUUAAUAAUAAAAUUAUUUUAAAUAAUCAAUUAGGUUAUGCUUACAAUGAAUACAUUAAAAUGUAUACGGAAGAAAUAUUAAUGGCUAUAAAUAAUAACAUUCCUUUAAGUCCAUUUAAGUUGAAAUUUUUUGCAAGAAAAUCAAAGCUUUUUUUUGCAUGGGGAAGUGAUAUAUUUAAAAAGAAUAAUGAUGAUGAUAAUUUUAAACAGAUAAAUUUUAACUUGGCAAAUUUGUACAAAUACAUCACAUAUUAUUCAACAAAAUAUAUAGUUCCUAUCAAUGAUUUUAUAAAAAAAGAGAUCUUCAAUUUAAAGACUGGAAAUGCUUACAAGAAGAGAUUAUCGAAGUUAGGUGACCGUAGUUCUAAUCCACUUCUGUGGGAUAAUAUUUACUAUAAAUUAUCUUCAACUUUGUUUUAUGCAGCUGUACGUGUAUAUUUAGACAUAUGUCGAUGUAAUUCCAAUAAUUAUGUGGAAUGUAUCAAUUUAUUUAUGGAAACUUUGAAGUAUUGCGAUUUGGAAAACGAUUCACCCAAUAAAUUUGUGUAUCAGUAUCAAGCAGCUUAUAUUAAUUUGGGCUUAGCAUCAUUAUCUUCUGAUCGUCUAGAAAAAUAUAUUACUGAUGAGUCUCCAGAGCUUGAUCCUGUUUUUCUCCAGAUUAAGUCUUACUGUAACAUUGCAUUUGAUAUAUAUUUUAAAAUAGAGCGUCCAUUGGAAUCUUUUGAGGUUCUCAUAAAAAUGAUAACAUUAGAUAUGAGCUUAAUUGAUGGAAUGACAAAUCUUAGGAAUCUCAAACAUGUCAAGUCCAUUAUAAAAACAUUGGGAAAAUGUGCUAUUGUGUUUCAAAUGUUUUCUGAAAAUAAGGAUACAACAAAAUAUUUCAAUAACAUAGGCCAACCUGAAGAGUUGGCUAUUGAAAAUAGUUUACACCUUGAAAUGCGGAAACUACAUUUUUUUUUAAUUUUAGAAGAAAAUGUGCUUAAACUUUUAAAAUGUAUGAUCCAGUUGGCCUUGUAUACAUCACCAAUACAGGAACUAAGAUUUUUGGUGGACAAAAAGGAUGUACUGAAAACAAUCUAUAGUCUAUUGUUAAAAAAUAGCAUCUGUGAUAAUGAUUGUUCACAAUUAAUGAUAGCUGUUAAACAAAUAUCUACAUUUGAAUGAUU